Molecule: messenger RNA, 903 nt
Organism: Brassica oleracea var. oleracea
Lineage: Eukaryota; Viridiplantae; Streptophyta; Magnoliopsida; Brassicales; Brassicaceae
Product: protein TIFY 9-like
Exons: 5
Coding region: 109-696 (195 amino acids)
Biological process (GO): response to wounding; regulation of jasmonic acid mediated signaling pathway; regulation of defense response
Cellular component (GO): nucleus
Source: RefSeq, a predicted model, not a curated record
AUCGUUACUUCUUCCUCUCGCGCCUCUUCGUCUACAAAAAAACAUAUCCUUCAUUUUUCUCUUUCCUCUCCAUCUCAGUUUUAGCUAGCAAGAACGAUCAGAUCAAAGAUGUCUAGAGUUACCACAGAGCUAGACUUCUUCGGUCUCGAGAAGAAGCAGACCAACAACGUUCCAAAGCCUAAGUUCAAGAAAUUUCUCGACCGUCGUCGCAGUUUCCGAGAUAUUCAAGGUGCGAUUUCUAAGAUCAAUCCGGAGAUUAUCAAAUCGUUGUUAGCUUCUGGUGCUAACCAUGCAGAUUCAUCGACUAUAUCUCCUUCGGUUCCGUCUACUCCAAAGGCAGAUCAUCCUCAGAUCCCUAUUUCUCCGGUCCAAGCGCCUCUCACCAUGCAAACGGAACAUAGCUCUGGAACUGUUCCUAUGACCAUCUUCUACAAUGGAACCGUCUCCGUUUACCAAGUGUCUCCUAACCAGGCUGAUGAUAUUCUGAAGGUUGUCAUGGAAACAGCACCAAAGAAAGACAAAUCGAUUGUGAAAGAUCAUUCGGUAAUUCCUCCGACCACCCUAAGGACAAAGCUCUUUGGCAAGAAUCUAGAAGGAGAUCUUCCCAUCCAAAGGACAAGGUCACUGCAAAGGUUUCUUGAGAAGCGCAAGGAGAGAUUAGUAUCAAUAUCUCCUUACUUCCCCACAUCAGGCUAAACGAAACUCUCAUCUCUUUGUUGAUUGGGACUUGAAACCAAAUGUUCAUUUCACCUUCCAAUACAUCAACGUUCGUUUUGCGUUUGGCUUCUCUCCAUUCCCUUGGAAUGACGACAUCCUUUAAACGUUACUUUCUAUGAAUUAAUAUACAGUAUGUUAUAUAAAUAUGUUUGUUAAUUUCUUAAAUGAUUAUUCUCUCUAGUGUCA